This is a messenger RNA of Cydia pomonella (codling moth), 2150 nucleotides long. RefSeq names its product tetratricopeptide repeat protein 5-like. Gene Ontology annotation, molecular function: protein binding. Gene Ontology annotation, biological process: cell division. The coding region runs from base 121 to 1467 and encodes 448 amino acids. The record is from RefSeq and is a predicted model, not a curated record. The transcript has 8 exons. Lineage: Eukaryota; Metazoa; Arthropoda; Insecta; Lepidoptera; Tortricidae.
GAUUUGGAAUAUUUGGAUUUAUUAAAAUAAAAUAUAUAGAAGCGCUAGUUUAUUGUAACUGAAAUAAGUUACGCUGAUUUUGCCCUAUCUAAGUAUAAUAGUUACUUUAAAUCGUCGAUCAUGUCUGGAGAUACAGAGGAAGAUCCGGAUAUUUUGCAAAAUUUUACUGAAGUUUUAAAUGGACUUGCGGGAGAACUCAAAAAUCUAUUUGAUUACCGAGAUUUAUUCUUUGAAAACAACCCAAUUGAGUUGGCUCCAGACAAGAAUAAGCUUGUUGAUGAAAAGAAGGAAAUUCUAAUUGAAAAAUUUGAAAGCAUAGAUGACAGCCAAAUCCCGUUCUCCCUCCGAGCCAGAUUCUUGUACAUGAAAGGUCGGUGUUACAACAUCAGCACCAGCUACGACGCCCGCGCGACCCAGUGCCUCAGUAAAGCGGUGAAGCUGAGUCCGCAGAUGGUUGACGCGUGGAAUGAGCUGGGAGAGUGUUAUUGGAAGAACAUGAACGUCAAAGAGGCAAAGGCUAGCUUUGAGGGGGCUUUGAAACAUGAACGCAACCGCCUCUCUCUCCGCUGUCUCUCCAUAAUCCUUCGCCAGGAAACCGGAGACAAGCGAGAAGACACCGCAUCCACCAUCGCCCGGAGCGUCGAGCUCGCCAGAGAAGCGGUGUCUCUCGACACUAAAGAUGGAGUGUCUUGGGUAGUGCUAGGAAAUGCUUAUUUGUGUCAAUUCUUCCUCGGGGCGCAAGAUCCAGCGAAGUUGAAGCUGUGUAUGAGUGCGUAUAAGCAGGCGUUGAACGACCCGGUGGCUAAAGGGCAGCCGGAUUUGUAUUAUAAUAAGGGAAUUGCAUUAAAAUUCGAAGAAUAUUACGCAGAAGCGCUGUCAGAUUUCGACUACGCGUGCCGCCUAGAUCCGCCUUGGGAGUUGCCUCGGCUGGAACUAGCCAGACUGAAGCAGUACCUGAUAGCCGCAAACGAUCUGGCUAAAACGAGAGGCAGGAUAAAGACCAAGAGGCUGCAACAGAUGGUUCAGUCCAUAGACAAGAAGAUGCUGGGCGUGUACGCGACGGCGACCAUAGACAACAACGGCAAGCGCGAGUCCGCCUUCAGCCACGUCACUUUCGACCAGCUGGUCGAAGGCAAGAACACGGGCAAAGUUGUGCUGGGCAAAGUUGUUGGCUCCAUACAUAACGAGAACGCUGUGCCCUUUACUUUCGCCAUAGUGGACGCCUCGAUGGAGUGCGUGCUGGUCACCGUGUACAACUGGGCGGACGGGCGCGGCGCCAUCAUCGCGGACUGCGUGGCCGUCCCCGAGCCCACACUCGCCACGCAUACGUUGGAUGGACCGUUGGCAAAAUACGAUUUCAAAUCCAUUCGCGUCAACAACCCGACGUUGCUCCGUGUGAACGGUAAGCGCGUCGGCCUCGACCAGUUCGCGUCCACCAAGGUCACCAGCACGUACGAGGUGCACUGACGAACCUAACAGGUACUAACACUGUUGGUAGAUCCUAUUUCUUCGCAGUAAGGUUCAAUAUUGAUCGAUGAUACCAUUUUUUGUCGUGGGUUAUAGUGCAAAAUUUUAUCUUACAGCCUUAUCUUGUAAAAAAAUUUUUUGUAUCCACGGGUUUAAUCUUGCUUUGUAUACCUUUCUUACUAAAAAUAUUGAAACGCUUCAAACUCUGAAAUUUUAUCAAAAUAAUUUCGUUCGCUUUUAGGCUAUUUUUUGUCUUUUUUUUUUUAAUAUGUAAUAUAUUUAAAAUCCUGUCAUUUUAAAAUCCUGUUACAUUUUUAAAUCUAUCCGAGUAAACAACCCGAAUUUGUGUUAAUGUACCCGAAUGGUUCUAGGUUAUUUUUUGACUUUUUAUUAUAUAUAAUAUAUUAAAAAUCUUGUCACUUUGAAAUCCUGUUACAAUUUUAAAUCUAUAGGGACCGUGCGCGUUGGAGGGUCUGCCAUCUUGUGGCCUGAAUCGGAACCAUAAACAUGCACAUGUACACGUCACGUGUUUUCUUGUGCAUAGUCGGUUCUGCCAUCUUGUGGGCUACAUCGGAACAAAAAACAUCACAUAUACGCCUCGCGCCAAAAAUCUGACGGCUCCUGUGCUGUGUCAAUGAACUCAACUGGUUUAAAUAUGGAAUGUAACUAGCAUCGUCCACAUU